AUGGUCCACUUCAUACGCAAGGCGAAGAUUGGAGGAGAGGUUUCACAUCACGGCUUCAAAGCAACCCAGGUCCUUCCUUGGGCAUACAUACCGAACGAAGUCUCGUUGUCUUCGGCAGAUGUAUCGGUUAAAUCUCUGGGCGGUGGCUUCGGUGAGGUCAGGCGUGUUAUUAUUCACGCGUGGCAACACGACUUUCACCAAACUCUUCAUCAUAUCUCCGCUGCUUCAAGCUGCUUUGCGCUCAAAAGACUCUACAUCGCCAAAAAGCACGAGUUUGAAGAAGAAGUAAAGCAGUUGAAGCGGUUCGGUGGACGCCAUGCUCAUAUUGUUACUUUGCUUGCGACUUUUACAGUCCAAGUAAGAAAUGAAUUGGAGUACUUCCUUCUAUUCCCAUGGGCAGAUUGUGAUCUACUUGCUUUCUGGGAGCGUGAAUCUAAACAGGAGAGAAAUCAUAAGUUCUUUCGAUGGGUGGCAAAACAAUUGUGUGGUAUCAGCAACGCGGUGAGCUUCAUACAUGACCCAGACGAGCUGGACGCAAACGGCGACAGGAUAUACGGGAGACAUGGUGAUAUUAAGCCCGAGAACGUUCUUUGGUUUAAGUCCUCAGACCAUGGGAAUCUGGUGCUCUCGGACCUUGGCCUGACGAGAACACAUCGAAUACAGAGCCGAUCGAACAGGCCAGGCGAGAAGAUACCGGUUUCUCCCAACUAUCGACCUCCCGAGUGCGAUAUUGACGGGAAGAAUGGCAAGGUGUCCAGAUCCUUCGAUAUCUGGACACUGGGGUGUCUGUUCCUCGAAUUCGUUGUUUGGACACUGGAGGGGUGGGAUGGGUGGCUCGCGUUUAGGCAGAGGCGUAUGUCUCCCUACAUACACGGUCAUGAUACGCCUGUGUAUUUUGAAAUCGUUCGUGUGAAAGGCGAUGCAGAAUUACUCGGUAUGAAAGGAGUCGAAUAUGCCGUGGACAUCAAGGACAGUGUGACUAAGUACACCCACGACAUGUUGGACUUAAUACAGACUAAGAUGUUGAUUGUACAGUCUGAAGAACCGUCUCGACCCCGCAUUCAGGCACCCGAACUUUCCCGGAAAUUGAAAGAGAUAGAAAUCGCCUGCGAACGAUGGGAAUACUGCAUGACCCCAGGCACUUCAACCACUACGAAUGAGCCUCAUCUACCCGUUCGCGCUCGCCUGAAUAACGUUGCUUUGCGUCAUAUUUCGAACAUCAACGCCAGUGACGCCGAGACCGCCAUCAGGUUUAAAGAAGACAGUAUCUCGCUCGUUCUGAAUGCCAUACGGUUAGGAAAUGAUUAUUUCAAGCUGCUUGUAAUGAAUGACCACUUUACCUGCGUCAAUUUCCUCGGAAUUGUACAAAAGAAGCGACCCCUUUCCGACUGCCGUGAGGUCCACCGCGUUAGCAUUAAAUACUGCGAUAUGACCGUCUCGUCGGUGUAUCUACCGCGGAACACCUCUGUGGCCAUCGUUGUAAGGGAGAUGGCGCGAAGGCCUGGACUUGAAGUCCACAUGUCUCACUAUCCGCAAAAUUUUCUUCCCACGGAGAAGAACCCGACUUUUCGGCACAUGACACACACAGCCGUAACAUCCAAGUGGUUGCUCAUGAGACUGGCGUCUCAAUUUUCCAAGGUGGCGCCUCUUGAGACUCAUCCCGGCCACAACAUAUCUUGCUGUCCCUACGUGUCAGCAUUCGGCGGUGGCGAAGCUCAAUGUGCGACAUUGGCAGUCACUUUGCCCUGCCACGAAGAACCUCUACAUUUAUUCAUAACAUUUACCUACUGGGAUGACGCUGGCGAUAGCAUCGUUCGGGCUAUCAUGGACUGGCCAUCGGAACAAGGUGGCUUGAAAAUGGCCGACUUUGAGAGAGUAUUCCGAUAUCAUCCUCAAGCCACGACUGUUGUGAAUCUGCUGGCGAAAGACCGCGGCCCAGUCGUAUGGUCUCAUAAGACAGCAGAAGAUUGGAGAUCCUGGCUUCAGGAUUACCCUCCCUCUGUUCACAAGGACUCCGGCCUCGUUCUCAUCUUUGCUCGGAAACCAGGCGAACCGCAAAGUGAUAUCGGAAAGCUGGCGUCAAGAGAGCCGGAUUCCUCUUAUAUAAAAUCCCCAAGCGGCCUGCAAGGCACAUUCAACGAGAAAGAUCGAUCUUUGAGCUGGCCUAAGAACGAGACUGUAUUGAAUCACGAUGUUCAGUCUGGAAAGCUUCAUUUCGACAUCGACAAUAGUUUGAAGGGAGGCGGAAGGGAAGUUCGACGGCUCCCUUUCGACGAAAUCACAUUCAAAGACAUUUGCGAAAGAUUUUUUGUGCAAUCUUCAAUAUCGCGAGUCAUCAGCCGAGCUGAUGUCCCUCUUUUCUCCAAGUCUCGAGUUUCUGUCAAUAUCGGGGAGUCAGACUCAACCAGCUACCCUGCAACCGUCUACCACUGCAGAUCUUCCAACACUUGGGCAGAUGAUAUGGCACUGACUGCAACUUACUUUCCUCACAGCCGUUUGACGUUCGCGAUACUGUUUGGGUGUACCGCAGACGUUGAGAAGAAUAUAUUCAACAGACUUAGUCGGGCAAAAGAUCGAGUUUAUCAUCCCAUGAUUCUUCCAGGCAUAUUUGCGGAAAUAGAAAAGGACCGCAUGGCCAAGGUUGUUGAAAGGACCGUAAGUGACAUCGAAGGCGCAAUAUUCGAGCUAGGGACUGGAAACCCUGUCGAAGGUGAUACGGUUCAAGAAGAGGACAAGAUCGAUAUGAGGCAUUCUCGAAGAACGUCGUGGCUGAACACUACUUACCUUCGCAAUAGCCUCCGAGCUUGGAAAUCUCAGCUCCGCAAAAUGGCCGAUCACGUUGGCGAACCUCUGAACUUUGAGGGAACUACACUUGGUGGGAAUUUGAGUGGGGCGUUGGAUGGUGAGCCAUUGACAACUCAAACUGACAACGGGAUUGCGAGAACGAGCGAAAUGAUCAUGGAUAGACUCCAUGCCCUAAUCGAGGAGUUCGAGGACAGAAUUCAAGAUUGCACUAUGAGCGUGGAAGGUAUGACAAUUGCAACGCAGUGGGCCCAAGGCGAUACAAAUGUCGAUAUUGCAACAGCUACAGGAAACGAUUCGAGACAGAUGCGGUCAAUUUCUUUGGUUACAAUGAUAUUCUUGCCAGGAACAUUCUUUGCAACCUUGUUCUCCAUGACAUUCUUUGAUUGGUCUCCCAAUGGUGACCAGCAGUCCGUCGUAUCGGGCUAUAUAUGGAUCUACUUCUUGGUCACUGGUGUUUUCACCGCAUCAACUCUCGUGGUCUGGUGGUAUUUCCUCUCUCCACGUCGGAAGAAGUAUCGAGGCUGCAGUCUAUUUACCUCAAUCUUGGCUGUCUGA
Messenger RNA from Colletotrichum scovillei, 3360 nucleotides. RefSeq lists its product as uncharacterized. Bases 1 to 3360 code for a protein of 1119 amino acids. Gene Ontology annotation, molecular function: ATP binding; protein serine/threonine kinase activity. The transcript has 14 exons. Lineage: Eukaryota; Fungi; Ascomycota; Sordariomycetes; Glomerellales; Glomerellaceae. Gene Ontology annotation, biological process: peptidyl-serine phosphorylation; peptidyl-threonine phosphorylation. The record is from RefSeq and is a predicted model, not a curated record.